This is a messenger RNA of Fraxinus pennsylvanica, 441 nucleotides long. Lineage: Eukaryota; Viridiplantae; Streptophyta; Magnoliopsida; Lamiales; Oleaceae. The record is from the annotation of a GenBank genome assembly.
AUGGAAUUUCCAGCUCUACAAUUCGUUUCAUUCUUUAUCAUAUCAGCGUACCUUCUCUUCUCAGCCCUUUUCACUGAAGGCCAACCCGAGUGCAACGUAAAGUUGGGCUGGUCGUUAUCUGCUGGAGACACUAACCUUCCAUGGAGCUCGCCUUCCGGUGAGUUUGCCUUUGGAUUUAGGCCUCUUCAACGAUCUCCGUCUGAUAAUGAAGAUCUCUUCUUGUUAGCCAUCUGGUUCAAUAAAAUACCAGAACAAACUAUUGUUUGGUCGGAAAACAAGUAUUCAGUUCCACGAGGAUCAAAAGUCCAGUUGACAAAUGAAGGGCAACUCAUUCUCUACAAUCCUCGAGGCAAGGAAAUAUGGAGGGCUCAAACUAAUAAUGGUAAAUCCUCCUGUGCUGCCAUGCUUAAUUCAGGGAACUUUGUGUUAAUAAAUGGAUAA